Molecule: messenger RNA, 1734 nt
Organism: Gloeophyllum trabeum ATCC 11539
Lineage: Eukaryota; Fungi; Basidiomycota; Agaricomycetes; Gloeophyllales; Gloeophyllaceae
Product: catalase
Exons: 7
Coding region: 1-1734 (577 amino acids)
Biological process (GO): response to hydrogen peroxide; hydrogen peroxide catabolic process
Cellular component (GO): peroxisome; cytoplasm; mitochondrion
Molecular function (GO): catalase activity; heme binding
Source: RefSeq, a predicted model, not a curated record
AUGGCCUCGCUCGCUCAACAAGCCAAGCAGGGUAUCGCUGAAGCCGUCGGUGCUACCGGCGCAGACCCGCGCGUCUGGCAACGCAGCUCCGUCUUUAUGCAGGCUAACCAAGGCCCCGCCUCCAUCUGCGCCCGUCUUACCGGCCUCAAGGAGGAAAGAGCCAAGGACGACGCCCCGUACUUUACCAACAACGAGGGCAUCCCCUGGCCUACGCCCAACUAUACCCUCAAUGUCGGCGGCAUUCCUGUCGUCAGCGACGUCUUUCUCUUCCAGAAACAGCAGCAUUUCAACAGGUCCAAAACCCUCGAGCGCAUGGUCCACCCCUGCGGCUCUGGCGCCUUUGGGUACUUUGAGUGCACUAAGGACAUGUCCCAUCUCACGAAAGCCUGCCUCUUCUCUACCCCGGGAAAGAAAACGCCCGUCUUCACCCGCUUUAGCACCGUUACCUACGGCAGAGAAUUCCCCGACGAGGGCAGGAACCCGAGAGGUUUCGCCACCAAGUUCUAUACCGAAGACGGAAACUAUGAUAUAGUCGGCCUCAACUGGCCCAUCUUCUUCCUCCGCGACCCCAUGAAGGGUCCGGAUAAUAUCCGCUCGCAGCAGCGCAACCCGCAGAACUUCAUGAUCGACUACGACAGCUGGUUCGACUACCUGGCUUGCAACCCCGAAAGUAUGCACGCUGGGCUGAUGCUUAUGAGCGACCACGGCACUCCAGUUGGCUGGAGGUUCAUGAACGGUUAUGGUUGCCAUACUUUCAAGUGGGUCAACAAAGAUGGCCAGGCCGUCUACAUCAAGUAUCACUUCAUGAAUGAGACUCCAAACAAGAAUUUCACGUGGGAGGAAGCCGUCAAGGUAUGUGGCGAAGACCCUGAUUUCUCCAAGCGGGAGCUUUGGGCGCAUAUCGAGAAGGGUGGCGAGGCAGCUUGGAAGUUGCACGUCCAGACCAUGUCGCCCGAUGAGGCGGCCAACUUGGACUUUGAUCCCUUUGACGUCACCAAGGUGUGGCCCAGGAAAAGGUUCCCCAUGCAGGAGGUCGGGCGUUUGGUGCUGAAUCGUAACCCCGAAGAUUACCACAGGGACGUUGAACAGGCCGCUUUCUCCCCCGGAUCCAUGAUCCCCGGCAUUGAGGCAUCGCCAGAUAUGCUUCUACAAUGGCGCUGCUUCUUCUACCGUGACGCGCAAUACCACCGUCUGGGAGUCAAUCUGCACCAAGUUCCUGUUAACUGUCCCUUCAUGGCCUCGUCCUACUCUAGCAUCAACUUCGCUGGAGCCCUUAGGACCGACGCCAACACUGGCAUGAACCCGCAUUACAGCCAGAACAGCUACGACACGCCCGCCUUCAGGCCCGACACGGACUCCCAUCCUGUACAGGUCGGGGACAAUAUCCUCAGCCGCAGGAGUCACUAUAUGCACGAGGGUAAGCCGAGCGAGUACGAUCAGGUCAGGGAGCUGUACCAGCGCGUCAUGAGUGCGGAGGAGAGGGCCAACACGCACAAGAAUACCGCCGUCGUGCUGAAGCUGGCGAUCCCUCGCAUUCAGCGCAAGUAUUUGGCUCAGUGCUACGCCGUCGACCCGGCUUAUGCCAAGGGCAUCUAUGAUUUGUUGCCCUCUCCGGCGUUCUCGAUGGAGGAAGUUAGGAACGAAGCCAAGGACGCUCACCUAGUCGGAAUGGAGAAGAAAUAUGCGCCCGUCAAUAGGUUCAACGGGAGGUGUCCUGUCGAGCACAGUGCUUAA